ACUCCUUCUGUGGAGUAACCCACCCCAGCCUUGCUAUCAAAACCAUCUUUGCCAUUAUUCAUCUCACAGGCUAUUUAUAGCCACGCUUUACUGCGUACCGAAGUUGUAACGGGCACUUGUUGUAAUGGGACAUUGUGGAUGGGUGCGUUUCCUGGUCAGUUUCCUCCAUUGGUAAAACAUUCAUCAUACAGUUUGCAAAGGGCUUUGAGAUUCUCGGAUGAACGGGGCCGUGUCAGUACAGACGAACUAAUGAAGCCUCAUUAUACCCACGUGAGCAUUAUGGCCGUUUUGAUGAGGAAACUGAGGCAAAGGAGGUGCAACAACUUGCCUGAGGUUGCUAAAAGAUUGAAUUCAUACACUCCAAAAUUCAUAUCCCUUGUAGGGUGGGAGGAUAUUAACUGGUUUGAACAAUAAACGUGAUUUUAUUGCAGGCAGAAUGUGAUAAGAUGAUGUCUUGAUGGGGCAAAGACGAUCUUAUUUCUAAAUCGAAUACAGCUUCUGUGUUAGUGUCCCAUUAAAGGGAAUCGAUGAAAUCUUUGCCGUAAACACGCGUACUUGCUUCUGUUGAGAUUAGCGAUCCGCUCCAAGGGAGAAGGAGGAGGGCAUCGAAUUACUUCCCAGUGAGCGUUGCCGUAGUAACAGAUGCGAGCCACCAUUGUGAAAUGAUACAAUAAUCCAGUACCUAACGGAGCUACUUCAUCCAUAGCUCUCGCAGCCUUUUAGAAAGACAUGUAUUACUGCCAAUGAUGGGGAAGCUGAGGCACGGAGAGGCAAAACUGACUUGCCCAUAGGCACGUGGGCUCCGAGGCAGAAGCCUGGAGUAGAACCCAGGUGUCCUGACAGCUGCAUAGCACUGUGCCCUACCUGGCCAGGUCAGUGUUGAGGACACACAUGAUGAAGGGUUGCAAUAUGGAGAAGCUUGUGUAACUAGUGAUCCUAUGCUGCAUAGAGAGAGGCCUUCAGACCCCUGAGCUGUCUCCAGGCACAUGGCAGCUGAAGUGAAUAAACUAAACUCAAUUCCCUUCUACAGGCGGGGUGGGGACAAAUGGACGUCAAUGGUUCACCUUCUAUAGGCUCUCUCUGGGGUGCCCUCUCUGGGAGCCACUGCUUCUUCUCUCUGCAGCUCCUUGUAGAAUCUUCCUCUCCUCGUUAGCCAGCGAUUCAGCAGGGCCAGGACGUGGACACAGAAGGUAACGCAGCAGAAUAGCGGCCCUGUGAGAUGUGCAGCUGUGCCUGAAAGAACUCGGUUGGUGGGGGCCAUGUCGCAGAGAUUUCCAGGACUCGCUUUGUAUGCUGAUACACAGCCAGGUCUCAAUAAACCCCAUUGAUUGUGGCUAGAGGCAUCUCCACGUCAUUUGUCCAUGUGCCCAGAGGCUUGGAAGGAUUGGUAACUCUGGGCGACCGACAGCUGGUUGGUUUGUAGAUUAUUAGCUACUUGGGUCAUACCACUGGCUACACGCUCACAUACUGUCUUCCCCUCGCCUCCUGCCUCCACCAACAUAUAGGGAAGGGACCUGUGAGUGCGGAGGGUGUCACUUCCACAGGGCACAGACGCAGAAUGGGGUCAGACCACAGUAGGCAGACCAUUGUCUCCUCUCUACCCCUCUUCUUUGUAAUCCCUGUCGUCUUGCAGACCAGCCGGAGACACAGUCGUUGAUGUGUGUAUCGUGAAAGCCCAACUUGAAUUGUGGGAUGAUUGUCAAAUAAUUGCAGCUGAGUUGUGGACAAGACAUGGAAAAUUGCGGAGAAGUAAUAAUGGCCCUUUAUUAAUUGGGGUCAUUUGCAAAAGCCAGAGGAGAUCUGUUUGUUUAAGAAAAAUUUGCUAGAACAAUAGAAACACUCAAGUUUUAUCAAAAAGAACAAGGAGUACUUGUGGCACCUUAGAGACUAACAAAUUAUGCUGGCUAACUUUUUUGAUGAUUGGACAUUUUGCUGCAACUGUAUUAGAGUUAUUAAUCGCGGGGCUGUCAGCAGGCUAUCAGUGCACAAAGCACACGUGAAUCAAUACAGGAGCAUAGCGUGGUGGUGAACACACAGAUACUUUAAUAAUAGUAAUAAUAAUAAACAGGAUCAUUUUUUGUGACACUUAAACCUCAAGUUUUGCCUAUUUUAUGACUAGGUCUGAUACAGUCCACAUCAUAUUGUGUAUUAAUUGGCCUGGCUUGUGAAUGGCUCCAAAACACCAGCCUUCCUUGAGGAGGACUCUGUUUGCAAAGGCCGAUACCGCAGGCAGUUGAGUACCUAGGUGUGCUGGAGGCUGGCCUGUUUUGCUGUGCAUAUUAUGCCACAGUUCAUCUUUGUGGCAAAAGUUUUAGGCAGGGAGACUGAAGCAGGAGUUAUUGUUAUAUAACAUGGUCUCGCUCUGCCUUUUGCUUUACCUCUUUUAAAGCUUUGUGGUGUCUUAUGGCUUGGUUGGUGCAAACUUCAGGGUUUUGUGGUUUUCCCAAAAGAAAGUGAACAUAUCGCGCAGUUAAGCACUAGUGCUUGGCCAGGUCCUGCUGCAAAAAUCAUAUCUGGUGCACAUUGAAGGUGCCUAAUGUCAACUUUAUUAAUUAGCUCCUCCUCCCCAUAUGCCUGGCUUGCUGUUAUUGAGAGGGUGAGAUUGUCAGUGACUGUGGGUGAUUGUUUUUCCCCCUACCUUCUGCUGCAGUGUGUGGAUGCAGGUGACCUGCCAAGAUUAUCAGGGUCUAUCUCACUUACUCAUUUCCCUGCCAUUUGCGGCAUCUUGGGGCAUCAGUGCAUCUUGGUCCUUCCUAUUCUCUGCCUGUGGCACAAAGUCGAGGUUCUAGAGGGCUGUAAUAUUUGGUUUCCUUUUGGUUGCUGGGUGGUGGUGGCUUGUGAUAUACAGGAAAUGAGACUAAACUUAAGACCCUGUGACAAGUCUCCUCGACUGCAGAGCUGGUGUUCAGAGCCCUCCAGUCUGCUCCUCAGGGUCAGAGGGUGCUUUUUGUUACUGGGGCGUUGGACUAGAUACCUAGUAACCUGUUCAGACAAAUGAAAAAUACUUAGUUGCAAGAUUGUGCAGUGUGCAUUAACUCCUUGACAGGCAGGGUUAUGAGUUGGUGACGUGAACUAUUUCAGCCCUUUACUGUUGCCGGUAGCAGGUUUAUCAGUGGACUCACUUCUUCCACCCACUGCAGGAGAGAGCACAGUGGGCGGGUUUUGCCGUAUGCUUUGCAAGGUGACUUCAUUCUGGUGCUAUACUUCAGACAGGAGAGCUCAGCAUCAAGCCUCUGCUUUGUGAAGAGUCUUCAGAGGAUCCAGUGUUCGUUGGAAUUUUCGCGUGAGAUAAAGUGGCCUGGGGCUGGCGGGUUUUCCAAGGGUAGACACUUUAGCUGCAUUUUAACCAGAGCUGGCUGAUGUAACACCACAACUCGAGUUCUCACCCCAGGACAGAGAGCUCCUGGAGCUGCUCAUCUUUUGGAAAGAAGAGGAUAAUCUAGGCUAUCCCCACAGAACUUGUUCUCCUGCAGCAGAAAGCAUGGCAAACACUUCCUAUGCCAUGGCAAGGGGACACUCUAAUGCAACAAUAGUUGAUUGUUACGUGGAAGCAGACUUCCAGUACCAUCUCUUCACUAUCAUCUACAGCAUUGUCUUUGUACUGGGACUGCUAGAAAAUGUCUUGGCUCUCUACCUUUUGACUUGCAAGGUCAAGCACACCUCACACUCCUACAUCUACCUCAUCAACCUGGCUGUGGCAGAUACCUUGUUUGUUUGCAUAUUGCCCUUUAAAAUUCAUUACCACCUGAACCAGAACGAUUGGAUCUUUGGAGACAUGGCUUGUAGGAUCACUGGGACCUUAUACUACAUCAACAUCUACGUCAGCAUUGCCUUCUUCACCUGUAUUUGCAUGGAUCGUUACGUGGCGGUGCUUCACCCCUUCGCCUACAUCCGGAUCAAAGUCACCCACUACAUGAUAGUGGUCACAGUCUUUUGGUUCAUUGCUGCAAGCAUCACAAUCCCGCUUAUCGUUGGGGGGCCCCUUCACAACAGGGGCACAGGGAACAAGACUGCAUGCUUUGAGAACUUCUCGCUGUCCAGCUGGACCCAUCGCAUGAUGCCCUACAAUGUCUGUGCCUUGCUGUUCGGCUUUGUCAUCCCGUUUGCUGUCAUCCUCAUCAGCUAUCCUCUCAUUGCCAAGCGGAUCGCCCACACCAGAUGCAGCAUUCACAAGAAGAAGGCCUUGAGGACCAUCUACCUGAUCCUGCUCAUCUGCAUCCUGUGCUUCCUUCCUUAUCUCACUCACCUACUCCACUUCCUGAUGAGGGUCCAGCUCAUCCAAAGUUGCCCGUUUACCAACUUAAUUUACAAAAUGCGCCGGGUCACUAUGGCCCUGGUCAGUUUCAACUGCUGCCUGAACCCCAUCCUAUACUACUUCACGGCUUCCAGCAAGCCAUGGCGUCUCAGCCUCAAGUUCAGAUCCAAAACCAAGGUUUAUACCAUCUGUGACAGAAAAUUCAAUGACUAUCCUUAUAAAAGCAAGCCAGCAGCAAGACCACCAACACAGCAAUUGAAUGAAAUGCCUUUUUUAAAACAAGGUCAGUAAGUUAUUCACCCACAGGUUACGGGUUCAAAUCCAAGUGAACUUUGAGGAGGAGUAGUAAUCAGGUGGUGUCAGUCCACUUCCUAGGAGACUAGAGUCUGUUAAUUGGCAAGGGUGGGCUCAACAGACAACAUGAAGAUAACACAGGCACUUCUGCUAAUGUGUUUUGUGUAUAAAUAGGACUUCAGGAGCUGUUGAUCCCAACUAAAGUGGGUCAAGAAUGUAUGGCAGUAUUUCCACUUCAAUGUUACUUAUUAAGCAGUACAAAAACAAAAUCCUUUGUUUGGAAAGUGGAAAUUAGCCUCCAAUGUCAAAGUAAACAGAUCAGCUGGCUUUCUAUUUUAUCUUUGUAGAAUAAGAACAAUUCCAGUCUGUGUAUAGCAUGAAAUAUUAAUUAUUAAUAGUUGACACAUUAUACAUGAAUUAUCCAAACUAAUGGACCUGCAUCAGUACAGUUUGGUAUACUGAUCGCUUGACAGUCAUUUCAUCAUCUGUAUCCUUUGACUGCUAUUGAGACAGACUGGUGGUCAAGUGUCUAGCACAAAGGACUGGGACUCAAAGGGCUAGGUUCUAAUCCCAGUUGCUUUGCAGGACAUUGAAUCUCUGCCCAUGGGAUUAGCGGAACACUGAAAGUUAGCUUUGCUUUCUAUCAGAGGGAUGUUCUUCCUCUUGAUAAGAGGCCCCUUGUGGAGUACAGAACCUCAGCUUGUGUUCAGGCUUCUCAGCUAUUGUUCACAGUCAUGUAAGUAGUUACUUAUCCAUUACUGCAUAUGCAUAAAUAUUAUGCUUAGUUUGAAUCCCUCAGGCCUACUUUUAAGUUGUAACCCCUUGCCAGUGUUCUGUACUAUUCCAGCUGAGCCUAUGUUCAAUGCAAAAGUAACAAGAUAAUUGAAUCAUUUUGUUCACAAGCUUCAAAGGUGGCAGAGUGAAUUAAAAUGCUGUUAAGAGCAGUAUCUUUGUGUGCUGUUCGUAUGUAUGUUGAGAAAGCAAAGUGCUGGCAUCAGAAUGUUUGUAAUAUUACAAAAAUAAAUGUGAAUGGAAAGAC
Messenger RNA from Gopherus evgoodei (Goodes thornscrub tortoise), 5588 nucleotides. RefSeq names its product pseudouridine synthase like 1 (gene PUSL1). Lineage: Eukaryota; Metazoa; Chordata; Testudines; Testudinidae. The coding region runs from base 3482 to 4546 and encodes 354 amino acids. Gene Ontology annotation, molecular function: oxysterol binding; G protein-coupled receptor activity; RNA binding. Gene Ontology annotation, biological process: G protein-coupled receptor signaling pathway; tRNA pseudouridine synthesis. The transcript is spliced from 4 exons. The record is from RefSeq and is a predicted model, not a curated record. Gene Ontology annotation, cellular component: membrane.